UCCACUCCCACUUCAACUUCAACUUCAACUUCAACCUCAAUUACCGUAUCAAUCGAAACAACACCGAUUUCGACAGAGACUCUCCCAGAGCUUACUGUGACAGUCACCCAACCACUUCCAUCAACGCGACCGUACGAUGAUGGCAUGUGGCAUACAUACUACUACUAUACUGUUGAAUCUGAAAGCCAGUACCCCUCAAGCACCGACAGCAGUUGGGGCGCCAGCUCGACCAGCACUCCCGCCUUGGAAGCAAGCAGUACUAUGGCGAAUCCAUGGACCUCAUCCACACUUUCGGUGUCGACUACAAGCUCCAUCCCUACUACAACGAGUCUAGCAUUUUGGGGUGCUGCCGACUUCAAGGGUUGGAAUACCACAACAUCAGAUCUG
Capronia coronata CBS 617.96 is the source of this 387-nucleotide messenger RNA. RefSeq lists its product as uncharacterized. Lineage: Eukaryota; Fungi; Ascomycota; Eurotiomycetes; Chaetothyriales; Herpotrichiellaceae. The record is from RefSeq and is a predicted model, not a curated record. The coding region runs from base 137 to 334 and encodes 65 amino acids. The transcript has a single exon.